Messenger RNA from Sebastes umbrosus (honeycomb rockfish), 2394 nucleotides. RefSeq lists its product as uncharacterized. NCBI's taxonomy places the organism in Eukaryota, Metazoa, Chordata, Actinopteri, Perciformes, Sebastidae. Gene Ontology annotation, biological process: magnesium ion transport. Bases 337 to 1413 code for a protein of 358 amino acids. The transcript has 5 exons. The record is from RefSeq and is a predicted model, not a curated record. Gene Ontology annotation, molecular function: magnesium ion transmembrane transporter activity. Gene Ontology annotation, cellular component: membrane.
UAUUCCUGGUUGCCAGACAACGACGACGAAGUGGAGGUUUUACGUGCAACUGACGUAAAAUAUUAUCCAAACUGUUGAGUUUAAGCGGAAGUUAAAUAGUUUUAGACUUAAUUAAACCAACAUUAAGUUAGAUAAGUCGUUAGUUAUAACUUCCUUGUCAUCUCUAGUUGUUUAAGAAGCUGGUUUGAACACCGUCGCAGUGAGAGAGAGUCAUCCUAUCAUGUGAUGUUCAUUUGAACAGUCUGCUGCUCCACUGAGGAGUUUCACCUGAACGCUUCGUUUCUCACAGAAGUUCAGUUACUCAAUCUAAAGUCAGAGUUAUAAAGGUUAUUAGUGAUGGAGGUGAACAGAACGGACUUCUACAUCGGUCUCUCUCUGGCUGUGAGCUCCAGCGCUUUCAUCGGAGCCAGUUUCAUCCUGAAGAAGAAAGGCCUGCUGAGACUGGCCAGCAAAGGGUCAAUGCGAGCAGGUCAAGGGGGGUAUGCUUACCUGAAGGAAUGGCUGUGGUGGGCAGGACUAAUUUCAAUGGGAACUGGAGAGGCCGCCAACUUCGCUGCAUAUGCAUUUGCGCCGGCUACACUGGUGACUCCUCUUGGAGCAUUGAGUGUACUUGUGAGUGCCGUGCUCUCCACUUACUUUCUGAAUGAGAGGCUGAACGUACAUGGGAAGAUCGGUUGUUUGCUGUGCGUCUUGGGCUCCACGGUGAUGGUGAUCCAUGCCCCACAGGAGGAGGAGGUUGCCUCCCUCAGUGCCAUGGCUGAGAAGCUCAAAGACCCAGGUUUCAUUGUGUUUGCUGUGUGCGUUGUUGGAAGCAGCCUGGUUCUUAUCUUUGCCGUGGCUCCGCGGUUUGGACAGAAGAAUGUGCUGGUCUACAUCCUGAUCUGCUCUGUGAUUGGCUCCCUGUCUGUGUCUUGUGUGAAGGGCCUGGGCAUUGGCAUUAAGGAGCUGUUUGCCGGGACAGCAGUGCUGAAGGAUCCCCUGUUCUGGGCCUUAGUCAUCAGCCUGAUAAUCUGCAUCAGCAUUCAAAUCAAUUACCUGAACAAAGCCCUCGACAUCUUCAACACCUCCCUAGUCACGCCCAUCUACUACGUCUUCUUCACCACCUCCGUCAUGGCCUGCUCGGCCAUUCUCUUCAAGGAGUGGUUGCGUAUGACCGCUGACGGAGCAGUGGGAACAAUUAGCGGGUUCCUCACCAUCAUUUUGGGGAUCUUCCUCCUCCAUGCCUUCAAGGACAUUACAUUUAGCUGUGAUUCCCUCCCACAGUUCCUGAGGAAGGGUCCUCAGGGCUUUCCAUGGGGGCACCAGCCGUAUGUGGCUCUUCCCAGCCACGAAACACAAUCAGAGGAUGAGAUUAAACUGCCCAGAGAAGGAAGCUCAAAGGGGGGCUGGGGUACGCACCAGAGAGCUCCUUAAGGAGGACCAAUAGUCUUGUCACUGCUGAGAAAAUUGGUAAUUCUGAAGCUUUACUGUUCACCACUCUUACAAUGUGACAAGUUAGUUUACUAAAUCUGAAUUUCAAGUCUUACACACAAUGCACUGGAUGAACAAAGUUGCUUAAAGUGAGCAUAAUGUUCCUGUCAGCACACUGGAUGUCAUAGAUGUACAUCCACAUCUUUAGUUAAACAAAAAGACAGGACAGGAUUAUAAUCUGAAGUAUAAUUUAUAUCAUUGUGAAUGUUUGUUGCACUGCUGUGUACAUGUUUUUUUAUACAGUAUAUUAAGUUAAAGAAAAUAAUUGAAGGUUGAAUAUUAGCCUGCUUAAACCAGAUUGUGCCUUCUGUUACUGAAAACAAUAACCUUAUUCAUAGGUUUGCACUUUUAACCUUAGCAGACAUUGUACAAAUGUAUGAUUUUAAGACCAGUGUAAAGGCAAAGAAAUGAUUUGUCCUGAAUGCAUUUCAAUCAUCUGUUGUUGAUGAUCAAGUUUGAGUAAUUUCUAUUAUGAGUUACUGUAAUACCUCAGUAUUAUAUGCAAACCGCACCAAAGAAUGUUAUUAUUUCCCUGUGUGGAUCAAUUCCCAACAUGUGCCAAACUGUAAUAAUAUAAUAUGAUGUAACUAGGGCUGUCCAGAAUGCCAUUUUUUUUGGGCUUCGAAGCUUUUGGUGAGAAAUAUUCGAAGGUAUUCGAAGCUUCGCUGAGCAGCGCGGAAGGCUGACAUGUUCUUCUGUCUGUCGGUCUCCAUCUCCGCCCGUUUCAGUGCCCAGGAGAGCGCCACUGCCAUACUACUGUACACACAUGCAGCUCUACACAUGACAAGCAGCGAUAUGCCUCUGAGAAUAACUUAAAAAUUAUUAAUGUUGCAUAUGAAUAAUGAAUGUUAUUGUGGGUUUAUUCCUUCAGGGGGCUUUUAUGGGAUUUUAUACAUUAUUAUUGCAUACAAUAUUUUGAAAAAC